CUCGUCGUCCGUGGGUUUUUUACCUCUAUUUGAGGAUUUUUCCCACGUUAAAUAUUGUGUGUCCCUUAUUGCUUUUCUUGCAUUAUUUUUCUUAUUAAUUUCUCGAUCUUAUUACGUUUCCGCUACGCUCUUAUACCUAACACAAACACACAACUUUGCUAUAUAUACCUCCUCAUUGAUAUCUUCUCCUCAUCAAUGCAACCACUAGCUAGCUUAAUAUACUUCCUUCACAAAACAUUCCUUGUCAUUUCAAUUAUAAUUAUACCAUUACUCAAUAAUCAUGAAACAAUUAUCUAGAAAACACAAGAAAUUACUACUAUUAGGCCUUCUUUUCUCCCUUCUAUUCAUUGCUACCACAAUUUGUGUUAGCAUUGGAAUAAGAUCAUCUCAUCAAGGAGACAAUAAUCACAACCCUAGACUAUCCCAUGAAACACAUACCAUUCUCAAAGCCUCAUGCAGCAACACUCAAUACCCAGACCUUUGCUACUCAGCCAUUGCCUCCGCCCCAUCCUCCACCACCACAAAAAUCUCCACCCAAAAGGACGUUAUUGCCGCGUCCUUGAACCUCACUACUCUGGCCGUGGAGCAUAACUUCUUCACCGUCGAGAAACUCAUCGAAACUCGAAAAAACCUAACAGUUCGUGAGAGGAAUGCCCUCCACGACUGCCUUGAGUCCAUCGAUGAAACCCUAGAUGAGCUCAGGAGGACCUUACAGGACCUCCUGAGCUACACGCAUACUAACAAUAACAAUAACAAUAACAAUAACAACAACAAUAAUAAUAAUAAACGCGGUAAGUCCUUAAAGGACUACGCGGAUGAUAUGAAGACACUUGUAUCAGCUGCCAUGACCGAUCAAGAGACUUGCCUAGAUGGAUUUUCCCAUAAUCGAGCCGAUAGGCACGUGAGGGAAACGCUCCAAAGCGGGCAAGUCCAUGUAGAACACAUGUGUAGCAAUGCCUUAGCCAUGAUUAAGAACAUGACUGACAUUGAUAUGGCUGCUGAAGCAGCCACUAAGAAGAGGCAGCUUUACACUGAUGAUGAUGAUGAUGGUGGUGGUGAUCAUUUUUAUAAGUUUGGUUGGCCAAGGUGGAUGUCAAGUGGGGACAAAAGGAUGCUCCAGGAGGGUCCUGAGAAGGCGGAUGUCGUGGUGGCUGCUGAUGGAAGUGGGGACUUCCGGUCGAUCGCCGAGGCGGUGAAAGCAGCGCCGGAUAAGAGCAAGAAGAGGUACGUGAUCAGGAUUAAAGCAGGGGUGUAUCAAGAAAAUGUGGAGGUUGGUAAGAAAAAGAUGAAUCUUAUGUUCAUUGGAGAAGGGAGGACGAAGACGAUUAUUACUGGGAAGAAGAAUGUGGUUGAUGGUAGCACCACAUUUGAUUCUGCUACUGUGGCAAUCACGGGAGACAAUUUUUUAGCCAGAGACUUGACCUUCGAAAACACCGCUGGACCAUCAAAACACCAAGCUGUAGCACUUCGUGUAGGUGCGGACCUCGCAGCAUUCUACCAGUGCGAUAUCUUAGCUUACCAAGACACACUUUACGUCCACAAAAAUCGACAAUUCUUCGUCAAGUGCCUAAUUGCAGGUACCGUCGAUUUCAUAUUUGGUAACGCAGCAGUCGUGUUCCAAGAUUGCGACAUUCAUGCACGUAAGCCUAACUCAAACCAAAAGAACAUGAUCACAGCACAAUCUAGAACAGACAUUAACCAAAACACCGGAAUAGUGAUCCAAAAAUGUCGAAUUGAUGGUACUUCGGACUUACAAGCAACGAAGAAUAGUUUUUCGACGUAUUUAGGUAGACCAUGGAAAGAUUACUCUAGGACAGUAAUUAUGCAAUCGUUCAUAAGUGAUGUGGUUCAUGAAAAAGGGUGGCAUGAAUGGGAAGGUGAGUAUGCAUUAAAAACUUUGCAUUAUAUGGAGUAUAAAAAUAGUGGUCCAGGUGCUGAUACUUCAAAGCGUGUACAAUGGAGGGGAGUGCAAGAAAUUAGUGAAGUUGAUAAGGCUCAAGAGUUUACUCCUGGGAAUUUUAUUGCAGGAGGUAGUUGGUUAGCCUCUACUACUUUCCCUUACUCUCUUGGUCUUUGAGUACAUUAAUUUUAUUAUUUGAUCUAUAUAUAGCAUAUAUUAUGUAUUUGAAAUGUCUUGUUUGUAUCAUUUGUGGGUUAAAAUAAAAGGCAAAAGGGGUGGAGUAUGUAUGCUUUUCAUUUGUAAACUUGUCAUAGUUGAUUCAUUUGAUGUAAUGUAUGUUGCUUAAUUGUUCAUCAAAGACUAGCAAGUCUAAUGUCUAUGUGAUUGGCAACUCUUAGUUGAAGUUGAUUUAAGCUUGCUAA
This is a messenger RNA of Beta vulgaris subsp. vulgaris (sugar beet), 2322 nucleotides long. Its product is annotated as pectinesterase. Gene Ontology annotation, biological process: cell wall modification. The coding region runs from base 281 to 2077 and encodes 598 amino acids. Lineage: Eukaryota; Viridiplantae; Streptophyta; Magnoliopsida; Caryophyllales; Amaranthaceae. The transcript is spliced from 2 exons. Gene Ontology annotation, molecular function: pectinesterase inhibitor activity; pectinesterase activity. The record is from RefSeq and is a predicted model, not a curated record.